This is a messenger RNA of Hippoglossus stenolepis (Pacific halibut), 1430 nucleotides long. RefSeq names its product nuclear apoptosis inducing factor 1 (gene naif1). The transcript is spliced from 3 exons. The record is from RefSeq and is a predicted model, not a curated record. Gene Ontology annotation, cellular component: nucleus. The coding region runs from base 156 to 1199 and encodes 347 amino acids. Lineage: Eukaryota; Metazoa; Chordata; Actinopteri; Pleuronectiformes; Pleuronectidae.
CCCGGCCAAUGGGGCGCGAGUGGGCGGGACCCCGGGCCCAGCUACGCACGCGUCGCUGUGCUGGAGAAGAAGGGGAUUCUGGAAGCCAUUACGCUGCGCAGCGCACUUGAGUAAAUCCUCCGGUUUUACGCACAAUACGCACAGAGGAGGCGGCGAUGGCGUUAGCCGCCAAGAAGCGGAAGAUGAACUUCUCGGAGCGGGAGGUGGAGAUCAUCGUGGAGGAGAUCGAGCGCCACAAACACACGCUGGUGAACCACUUUAACGCUGGAGUCACGCACAUGGCGAAGAACAACGCGUGGCUGGAGAUCCUGAAGAAGGUGAACAGCGUCACCACCUGCCCCCGAGAGCUGUCCGAGGUCAAGAAGAAGUGGUCCGACAUGAAGACCGAGGUCCGCAGGAAGGUGGCGCAGGCGAGGGCGGCCAUCGAGGGCACGUCCGCGGACUGCACUCCAGUUCCCGUCAUCCUUAGCGCCAUGCAGCAGCGCAUCUGCAACCUGCUGGGGGAGGCGACCAUCAUCAGUCUAUCCGCAGGGGACACGGACAUCAGUCUGCACGGGGCCGUGCACAGCGACACCAGCGUCCCCCUGGCGGAGGCUCUUCCUGCUGCUUCAGCGACCGUCUGUGACGAAGCGAAGCCUCUGAACACUGAAACCACGUAUUGCACGUUAGAGGACGGCGGCGUGGUGGAGUACUGCACCACCACUGUGAGUGACUCCGCCCCCACUGUGGUGGCAGCCGUCGAGGCUCCUGUAGAGAUGCUGGCCUCGUCCUCUUCCUCCCCGCCGCCUCCUCCUCAGGCCCAGGCCAAACCUCAGGAGCUGAAGAGCCGCAUCGCCCUCAACUCCGCCCGCCUGCUGCAGGAGCAACGCGUCACCAACGUGCACAUCCGGCAGAUCGCCCAGCACCUGGAGGGCCAGAACGAGCUGCUGCACAUGAUGCGGCGCUCGCAGGAGGCGCAGGCGUUCGCACAGGAGAGACAGGCCCAGGCGCUGGAGGGGACGCAGGCCGCCCUGCUGGCGCUGGUGCAGAUGCUCAGACCGGUUCUGAAAGACCUUCGCAAAUUCCUGCAGAGCGGGACGGAGGUCGAAAACACCAGCGGCUCCGCAAUAGCAAUGACUGAUGGGUCAGGACCAGAAGAACAAAACAGACCUAAAACUCCACCUGCACCUCCGCCACAGCAAACUGAGGAGACGCAGUAGACUCUGUGUGUGUGUGUGUGUGUGUGUGUGUGUGUGUGUGUGUGUGUGUGUGUGUGUGUGUGUGUGUGUGUGUGUGUGUGUGUGUGUGUGUGUGUGUGUGUGUGUGUGUGUGUGUGUGUGUGUGUGUGUGUGUGUUCAGCGGACAAUGAAAAGCUCAGAAUUGCCUUCAGGAGCAUGUACAGUUUUUUUACUGAUGUUUUACGAUUCUGAAAAGUAAAAGGUUAUGUUGAA